AUGGAAGGAAGAUCCACCCCGCGUCGCGUCGCUGUACAUAUGCCAAAGAAAGAUGUAUUGACAUUCGACAUCUGGCAUUUGGUUUUCAAAGAGAUUUGGAUCGAAGCUACAACUAUAGGCAAUUACUGGAAAACAGAUUGUAUUGAAGAUGAUCUGCGAUUAUGGCUCCAAAAUCUGCGCACUGUCUCUAAAGAUUUUAACAAAAUUAUAACGCCACAUGUACACCACACGGUUCGAAUAUCUGAAUCACAUAUAAUUCGGGAUGAUCCAGAGAACAUCUACCGGUUAUUCAAGGCCAAUGUUUUGUUGUUCUCGAACAAGAUCAUUCUCACACCAAGCAGAAAUGUUUUAGUCUUGUCAGAGAUGGUUCAAAUUGUCUCAGCCUCAAGAAAAUUGGUCACUACCAGAUGGGACUUGAAGGGGAAUGACAUAAAUGCCAUGUCUAGAUGCAUCUCCAACUCUCUUCAAGAGAUAAUGAAAAGAGCUGUCCACUGUUCUAUCGACUACAGAGAUAAGUGUUUUUACAUCGAAGAAGUUGGCCAGAAUGGAAUCCCGAUAGAACGAAAAUCCUCCUAUACCAAUUCGCAGCUCGCGCAACAAAUACUACCAAGUACAUCAAUUUCAGAGACGGGGGAGGAAGAAUCUUCGACGAUACAAACUCUCACGCUGAAAGAUGCCUGUCUUAACUGGGAAUCUGAAAGCAAGAAGAUUCUCUACAAUCCUAUGUUCCAACGAAUUUUGCCGAUGACCGAGCUAAGCUUAACUGUCGAGGGAAGCGAUCUCUAUUGCUUCUUGAAAACGAUCCCUGCCGAGGACUUGAAGGAUCUCUAUACUUUCGAGAUAGUUAGCGACGAACACAAUUGGGACAUUCAAGGCUCUAAAGCUCCUUUAGUGAAGCUCUUCGGCAAAUUUGAACGACUUGAGAAUCUAAAGUUCAAUCAUGAACGUUGGCAAGAGCUUCUACCGCCAUCAUCAAUAUGUCGUCUUGGUGCUAAUCUCAAAAGGCUCGAACUGCGAGACAUGACUUGGCAAGAUGUGCCUCUAACGGUACAAGAGUUAGAUCAUAUUCGAGUGCAUUGCCCUGACUUACUCUUUCUCGCUGUGAACUGGGCAUCUGAUAGUGGCGAAAAACAGAACUUUCUCGAAAUUUUAUGCCGUUUUGAGCAUGUGUGUGAGCUUGUCUUAGUUACUAGCAACGGGGUGCAACUUUCGAAUUCCAAUCAGCGAAGCACUGAUCCGGAUGACGACGGCGCAACGAUCAUCUUUGACUUUAUGCGCAAGAACAAAUAUGGGAUCCCAAUCACUUCAUGCAUGGUUGAAGUAGAGAGAGCUUUACAUGUAAGGGCCACGGGAGAAUAUGAGGAUGGCUUUAUGUUGGAUGGCAUACGAGUUUUCAAAUUUUCCGUCAGAGCGAGCGGGCAUACCGAACGUUCAGGAGACGUGAGAUUUGAUACUUUCGCAGUCAGUGGAGAUGGUGAGGACGGAGACAACUUGGCGAAUGAAGAAGACUUGGAUGAGGACAUGGAUGGUGUAGAGGGUGACGAGUCAGAAGCGGAUGAAACUGAAGGUGAUGAAGAGGACAGCGAUGAAGAGGACGAGGACGCCGUAGACAGCAUUAACUUCUAA
Messenger RNA from Mollisia scopiformis, 1626 nucleotides. RefSeq lists its product as uncharacterized. Lineage: Eukaryota; Fungi; Ascomycota; Leotiomycetes; Helotiales; Mollisiaceae. The coding region runs from base 1 to 1626 and encodes 541 amino acids. The transcript has 6 exons. The record is from RefSeq and is a predicted model, not a curated record.